GAUUUCCCCAUUCUCAACACAAACCCUAGGUCGAAACCCUAGCUGCAGGGAUGCAAAUAUUCGUAAAAACUCUUACGGGGAAGACCAUCACCCUUGAGGUGGAGUCUUCUGACACCAUUGAUAACGUCAAGACCAAGAUACAGGACAAGGAGGGCAUUCCACCGGAUCAGCAGCGUCUCAUCUUCGCCGGAAAGCAACUCGAGGACGGCCGCACUCUCGCCGACUACAACAUCCAGAAAGAGUCCACUCUCCACCUCGUCCUCCGUCUCCGCGGUGGCGCCAAGAAGCGCAAAAAGAAGACUUAUACGAAACCUAAGAAAAUCAAACACAAGCAUAAAAAGGUGAAGCUGUCUGUCUUGCAAUUCUAUAAGGUGGAGGACUCCUCUGGCAAGGUGCAGAGGCUCCGCAAGGAGUGCCCGAACGCCGAGUGCGGCGCAGGAACCUUCAUGGCCAAUCAUUUUGAUCGUCACUACUGCGGAAAGUGCGGUCUAACUUAUGUCUACCAGAAGGCCGCUGCCUAAUCAUUAAUGUAUUAGUUUUCUUAUUAUUAUUUUUAGAUUUUAAAGUUUUGUUUCAUGUUUUGUUCCUGUAAUUAAACUUUUAUUAAUACUUUAUCGAUUUGGAUUAGCAUUCAUAUUUUGUUAAUUCCGUUUAUGCGGUGUUUGAUCCAAUGGUUGCCGAUUGAGAUCGGGAAAUCCUGUUUAUUCCUCUUGUUUGAGUAAUAGAUGUUUUUGAAGUUUUGUAUUCUAUGUUAA
This is a messenger RNA of Vigna radiata var. radiata (mung bean), 755 nucleotides long. RefSeq names its product ubiquitin-40S ribosomal protein S27a. Lineage: Eukaryota; Viridiplantae; Streptophyta; Magnoliopsida; Fabales; Fabaceae. Gene Ontology annotation, biological process: modification-dependent protein catabolic process; translation; protein ubiquitination. The record is from RefSeq and is a predicted model, not a curated record. Gene Ontology annotation, molecular function: ubiquitin protein ligase binding; structural constituent of ribosome; protein tag activity. Bases 51 to 521 code for a protein of 156 amino acids. Gene Ontology annotation, cellular component: ribosome; nucleus; cytoplasm. The transcript has a single exon.